AUGAGCCAGCUUGGCCUAUCGGUGACACGCCAAACGUUUCAUGCUGCCAGUAUCCGAGGAGCCCUCAUGGGUGCCUUCUUCAUUCUGAGCUGCUGCGGGCUCUCUGAUUUCCAGAAGAGUUUUCUUCAAGAUCAGGAACUCAAGGAGGCAUCCUCUAACUUUGGGCACCAUGCUGCUGCAUUCACAGGCCGUCCUUCCUCUCUCCUGCAGAGACUGAGAUGGAGAAGGACUUUGCGGGGCAUUCUGCACCUGGAACUGCUGGUAGCUGUGGGUCCCGACGUCUACCAGGCUCACCAGGAGGACACAGAACGCUAUGUGCUCACCAACCUCAAUAUUGGGUCAGAGCUCCUGAGGGACCCAUCCCUGGGGGCUCAGUUCCAGGUGCACCUGGUGAAGCUGAUCAUUCUCUCUGACUCGGAGAGUACUCCAAAUAUCACGACCAACAUCACCUCAUCCCUGAUGAGUGUUUGUGAGUGGAGCCAGGCAAUCAACCCCCACGAUGACCAGGAUCCAAGUCAUGCUGACCUGAUUCUCUAUAUAACCAGGUUUGACCUGGAGUUGCCUGAUGGUAACAAGCAGGUUCGGGGGGUCACCCAGCUGGGAGGUGCCUGCUCCCCGUCCUGGAGCUGCCUCAUCACUGAGGACACUGGCUUCGACCUAGGGAUCACCAUUGCUCAUGAGAUUGGGCACAGCUUCGGCCUGUAUCACGAUGGUACUCCAGGAACUGGCAGCACCUGUGAGGCCAGUGGUCAUGUGAUGGCGUCUGAUGGCGCAAUGCCUGCUGGAGGGGCCCUAGAGUGGUCUGCCUGUAGCCAAAGGCAGCUGCGGCACCUGCUCAGCACAGGGCGAAUGCACUGCUUCCGGGACCCGCCUGGGAUGCAGUCAGGACCUUCACAGCACCAGCUUGUGGCACAGCCUGGCCUCUACUACAGUGCAGAUGAUCAGUGCCGCGUGGCUUUUGGCUCUGGGGCUGUCGCCUGCACCUUCUCCAGAGAGGGUCUGGAUGUAUGCCAGGCUCUAUCCUGCCACACAGACCCGCUGGACCACAGCAGCUGCAGCCGACUCCUUGUUCCUCUCCUGGAUGGGACAGAAUGCGGUGUGGAGAAGUGGUGCUCCAAGGCUCGCUGCCGCUCCCUAGCCGAGCUAACCCCUGUGGCAGCAGUACAUGGACACUGGUCUAGCUGGGGGCCCUAUAAUCCUUGUUCUCGUUCCUGUGGAGGAGGUGUGGUCACCAGGAGACGGUGGUGCAACAAUCCCAGGCCUGCCUUUGGGGGACGUCCAUGUGUGGGUGAGGACCUCCAGGCUACGAUGUGCAACACACAGGCUUGUGAGAAGACUCAGCUGGAGUUCAUGUCCGAGCAGUGUGCCCAGACUGACAGCCAGCCACUGCACCUUCCCCAAGGCAGUGCCUCCUUCUACCACUGGGACGCCGCUGUGCGGUAUAGUCAAGGGGACACUCUGUGCAGACACAUGUGCUGGGCUGUUGGAGAGAACUUCAUUGUGAGCCGUGGAGACAGUUUCCUAGAUGGGACCCGUUGUGUGCCAAGUGGUCCUCGGGAAGAUGGGACCCUGAGUCUGUGUGUAUUGGGCAGCUGCAGGACCUUUGGCUGUGAUGGCAGGAUGGACUCCCAGAAGGUUUGGGAUGCGUGCCAGGUAUGCGGAGGAGACAACAGCACAUGCAGUCCACAGAAUGGCUCUUUCACGGCUGGGAGAGCCAGAGAAUAUGUCACGUUCCUGACAGUCACUCCCAACAUGACCAGCGUACGCAUCGUGAACCGCAGGCCUCUCUUCACACACUUGGCGGUGAGGACCAAGGGGCACUACAUUGUGGCAGGGAAGACCAGCAUCUCACCUAGCAUCAUAUACCCUUCCCUUCUGGAGGACUUCCGCGUGGAAUACAGAGUGACCCUCACUGAGGACUGGCUGCCCCACUUAGAGGAGAUUCACAUCCGGGGACCUGUCCGGGACGAUGUGGAGAUCCAGGUGUACAGACGAUACAGAGGGGACUAUGGGGAUCUCACACACCCAGACAUCACCUUUACCUACUUUGAACCGAAGCAGCAGGCCACUUGGGUGUGGACUGCUGUGCAUGGAGCGUGCUCAGUGAGCUGUGGGGCAGGGCUGCGCUGGGUGACCUACAGCUGCCAAGAUCAAGCUCAAAACAAGGGGGUGAAUAGCUCCCUGUGCCAAGGGAGCCCACAGCCACCUGCAUGGCAAGAGCCCUGUGUCCCUGCCCCCUGCCCUCCAUAUUGGAUUACUGGAGACUUCAGCCCAUGUAGCGUGUCCUGUGGCGGGGGUCUUCAGGAGCGGCUAGUGCACUGUGUGGAGGCCCAAGAUGGUUUCUUAAGGACGCUGCCACCAGCCCGGUGCAAAGCAGUAGCCCAGAAGCCAGCCCCAGAGGUGGAAAGUUGCAACUCCCAGCCAUGUCCUACCAGACCAGAGGUAUCAGGCCCUGACCCUUGCAUACCCACCUGUGAAGAUCUGGCCUCAAGAAAUGUGACAUAUGUGCCCAGAGUGGGUGACUUGCAGGACGCAGCCACUGCAGGUCCCUGUCUCACAGAUGAGACUGCACCUACGCUGGAGCCCUGUUUCAGGACCACAUGUUCUCCAGGUUGGGGCCAGCUGGACACUGUGUCUCUAGGAGAGGAGGCUCCAACCGCUGCGGGCAGUGACAAGCCAGGAGCUCAGGCAGUGCAUGUGUGGACUCCUGUGAUGGGGCUGUGUUCCACCUCUUGUGGGCGAGGUCUGAUGGAGCUGCAUUUCCUAUGCAUGGAUUCUGUCCUCAAGAUGCCUGUCCAGGAAGAGCUAUGUGACUUGGCCAGCAAGCCUUCGAGUCGGUGGGAGGUCUGCCAGGCUGGCCCAUGUCCUGCUAGGUGGGAGGUGCAAGUUGUGGUACCAUGCCCAGUGACCUGUGGAGGGGGAUGGGUGCCAGUGGCUGUUCAUUGUAUGCAGCUGGACCAUGGCCACCCUGUAUCUCUACCUCACUCAAAGUGCUAGCCAGUAUGUAGGCCAUCCCCCUUCAAGGACUGCAACCCUGAGCCCUGCCCAGCUGUCAUUGGGGUCAUUGGAGUCUGCUUUUCCUGCAGAUGGAAAAUCCUGUCCCUUGGCCCAUGCUCAGCCAGCUGCGGCAUUGGCACUGCCACACGAAUGAUGGCUUGCAUGUGGCUUGACCAAGGCCAUGACAGUGAGGUGGAUGAAGCUUUUUGUAAGGCUCUGGUGCGGCCCCAGGCCAGAGUCCCCUGCCUCAUUACUGACUGUGCCUACCGGUGGCACAUCAGCACCUGGACAGAGUGCUCCGUCUCCUGUGGGGAUGGCAUCCAGCGCCGGCAUGAAACCUGCCUUGGACCCCAGGCCCAAGUGCCUGUGCCAGCCAGCUUCUGCCAGCACCUACCCAAGCCAGUGACAGUGAGGGGCUGCUGGGCUGGACCCUGCGCAGGGCAGGAGACCCCCAGCUCACUGGCCCAUAAGGAAGCUACUCUUCCCAGCCAGACGCAGGCUGCUGUUACUGUUGCUUCUCUGGAGUGGUCCCAGACCCAAACCCAAGGCCACACCCUCUUUCCAGUCUCCCAGUCUCUGGGGAUCCAGGAAAACCUGGAAGAGUAUGGUGCCUGUGGAAGGCAGUACCUGGAACCCACGGGAACAAUUGACAUGCGAGGUCAAGGGCAGGUAGACUGUGUGGUGGCCAUUGGGCGGCCUCUGGGUGAAGUGGUGACCGUCCAAAUCCUCGAGAGCACCCUCAAGUGUAGUGCAGGGGAGCUGUUGCUGCUUUGGGGUAGGUUCACAUGGAGGAAGAUAUGCUGGAAGAUAUCUGGCAUGACUUUCAGCACCAAAACCAACACAUUGGUGGUGAGGCAACAUCGUGUGCAGCAAGGACGGGGAGUGCAGCUACGGUAUUGGAGCCGACCUGCCCCAGGGGCCUUCUACAGAGAAUGUGACAGGCAGCUCUUUGGACCUCGGGGUGAAAUUGUGAGCCCCCAACGGAGCCCAGAUGGGAGGAAUACAAGGAGCUGCCGGCUCUUCAUCAGUGUGGCCCCACAGGCCCGCAUUGCCAUCCGUGCCCUGGCCAGUGACAUGGGCACUGCCUCUGAGAGGAUCAAUGCCAACUAUGUCUCGAUCAGAGAUAUCCACAGCCUGAGGACCACAACAUUUUGGGGGCAGCAGGCACUCUUCUGGGAGUCGGAAAGCAGCGAGGCUGAACUGGAGUUUAGCCCUGGUUUCCUGGAGGCUCAUGCCAGCCUCCAGGGUCAGUACUGGACCAUCCCACCGAGGACACCGGAACAGGACAACAGUCUGACUCUGUCCUAGAGUUCUCUCCAACCGCCAGAAAGGGAGGCAACCCUCCACUUAAGUGACCAG
Microtus ochrogaster (prairie vole) is the source of this 4356-nucleotide messenger RNA. It is a transcript of the gene Adamts13, whose product is annotated as ADAM metallopeptidase with thrombospondin type 1 motif 13. NCBI's taxonomy places the organism in Eukaryota, Metazoa, Chordata, Mammalia, Rodentia, Cricetidae. The record is from RefSeq and is a predicted model, not a curated record. Gene Ontology annotation, cellular component: extracellular matrix. Gene Ontology annotation, molecular function: metalloendopeptidase activity. Gene Ontology annotation, biological process: proteolysis; extracellular matrix organization.